CCGUCAGACGAGACUGUGGGAGGAAGACGUUGCUGCGACAGAUGAGGACGUUGUCGCAGCGGAAGAUUUGAAAGAAAACUGAACGUGUGAAAUUUUCUAUUGCAGCUGGUUUAUAUCAGAAAUGGCUGAUGAAAAUGCCACAAGGAAACUGGUCAUUGUUCAAGUUGGAAAACCGAUGCGUUCAAAUGUCAACAGUCGGCGAAUGAGGAGAUGCUUGUCUGAUAAACCACAACAUGGACGUGUAGAACUAAGUACGAGUACAAAGGACGCUGAAAAAGAAAACAUGGAGAGGAAAUUAAUGUGUAAAUCUCAGUCCCUUACUUUUAGUAAGAGGAAUCUUCGGUCACGAAAGCCUUUAGAGCGUUCAGAAACUGAAAACUCCCAAGAUGGUUUCAGUGAUGUUGAAAGCAUGGGGUCUGUUGAUGAAGAUAUGUUAUUUGAUUCAAACAACAAUGAAGGUUAUUGUACCCCUCAAAAAACUCCAAGAGAUUGUGAAAUGAGCAAUUCAGGAUCUAAUAAUGAACCGGUGAGCCCCACUUGGAAUCUGAAAAUGUUGUGCACUGCUGUUAGUCCUGAAAUCAGGCGAAUGCAGCAAGAACGAGAAAGUGUUGUGGAGGAAGGCAGAUCAUCUGCGGCAUCCUCAAUGACCAGCAUGACUUGCUCUGGUCACAUUCUGAGUCCAACCGAGGAAAACAGCAGGGAAGGAUUAGACAUGAUUUCUUCGCAAGAUAGUGCAGUGGGAACGGAUCUCGAAAUGUUUACGUCUCGCAAAGACAAGUCUUUGGGCAGACUGUGUGACAAAUUUCUUUUAAAAUAUCCAGAUCAUCCUGGGAACUGCAGAAUAGAAAUCUGCUUGGAUGAGGUGGCCAAGGAUUUAGCGGUGGAGCGCAGGCGCAUCUAUGAUAUUGUGAAUGUCCUGGAGAGUGUGGAGAUUGUGAGCCGAGCGGCGAAGAACAAGUACACGUGGCAUGGAAAGACCAACCUCCCCCACACUCUGGUCAAGUUGAAGAUCUUGGCAGAGAAGGACAAACUGGCAGAGCAGAUGAAGAAAAUAAGAGAUCAAGAAUUGGCCAGGGAGCUAGAAGAUCAGCAACCCGGCGCAAAGGAGGCGAAGGCAGAUACUGAGGAGAAAGUGGAAGAAGCUGUGUUGCCGAGGAAGGACAAGUCUUUGGGCAUUAUGAGUCAAAAGUUCCUUAUGCUGUUCCUUGUUUCUAAGCCAAAAACUGUGAACUUGGAUUUGUCAGCAAAGAUAUUGAUUGGUGAUUUGAUGGACAAUUUUGACCCCUCCAAAUUUAAGACAAAAAUCCGUCGGUUGUACGACAUCGCCAACAUCCUCACAAGCCUGGGCCUCAUCAAGAAGGUGCACGUCACAGAGAUCAGAGGUCGCAAACCUGCCUUCCAGUACAUCGGGCCGGACGUGGACAACAUUCACGAUGUCAACACGUGCUGCAAUGAUGGCUGUCAUCGACCGAGUUCGAGACACUCGCUCCUGGACUGUGUGCGCAAUGAAAAUGUUCAAAGUAUUGUCAAUGGGUUUCGCCCAAUCAGACCUGCUGGGACUUCAUCUCUUCUGGAUGGAAUGAAAGUUAGAAGUGAUCUGCGGGUAAAACUUCAACAACAAACCUGUGACGGGCCUGGGUCCGGCCUGAACCGGCACUCGUCUUUUGACGAGAUCUGCAGGAUAGCUGAGCAGGAGAGGAAUGUGUUGAUACGAGGCUCCACCUCCGUGCCCACUAGUCCCGUGAAAAAACUCAACUUUGAUGAAGUUCCUGCUCCUGAGCCGAGACAGCCCAAGUUUGCCGUUCCUGCAAUGGUGAAGCACUUCAGCUUUGACGAGCGGUUAGUGAAGAGUGAUGGUGGCCAGCCAACCCUUAAAGCUGUCCACAGCAUUCCAGGGAAGGUCAUUCACCGACCCCGUGCCAUCCCCGCCCAGACUCAGCCAAAGAAUAUUAUCAUCUGUACCCCAACUACGGCCACCAGAACCCCGGACACUCUCAUUUUCUCUCAGGAGACGGGCGAGGUUCGCUCAGUGGGUAGCCACGGCAAUCAAAAGCAUACCCUGUCUCAGGCGGAAAUAGAUCACGUUUUGCAUUCUCUGCGCAUCGUGAAGCCAGCUGCGCAACGGCAGAUCCAGUUCAACAAGCCGCCAGAGGAGGGUGGCAGCGGUACAGCCUCUUUCCUAGGCCGCAGUCUCCUCUCCCCCGACUAUGACAUGGCCACGCUCAACGAGACGAGCCCCAUGCCCGGAACCACGUUCAUCAACCGCACGCUGAAGCGCAACAUGGUGGAGGUGGACUUUGGCCCGCAGGGUGAGAAGCGCAUCAAGCUGGACUUGCCCACCCCUCCGUGCGGAUCCUCCGCGGUCUCCUCCUCUGCUGGAGGUUCGGGGCUGACGCUGUCUUCCGGUGUCGGAAAGACGCCCGAUGUGAAGUUUAGCCUCAAGAGAAUUCACAGCAUGCCGCCCCCUAGCACUACCAACAGUAGCAGCAGCUCCUCCUCGGUGAAAACUCUCCCGCACAUCAUCGUGCACCGGCGCGUGCGGCCCGCCUCCUCUUCCCAGAACACGCCCUCCCCCGGGGGACAGCUCAUCACUCUGCAGAUGAGCAACGAGUCGAGCACGACCACCACCACCACCACCACGCACUACAUGUCCCUCCUGGGUGAGCGGCCAUGCGUGGUGAAGAACGGCAGCGGCACCACAAGUAGAAUAGUCAUCGAGAAUGUGUCGACCGCCGCCGCUCCGAUCUCUUCCCUGGUGAAAAACACCCCGAACAGUAGCUCGACCCCUGUGCCCAUCAGAAUCAUUGCCAACCCGCAUGUGUCCGUGCCCUUCUCCUCCUUCUCCUCCUCCUCCUCUUCCUCCUCUGUUGUUUCCCCGGCCCUAACCUUGAGCCAGCCCUCCCCCACACCACUUGAGGCUUUCACCCCGCCCCUCACCCCCAACAGCACGGCUGCGAUGCCCACAUUUGGCAGCAGCGGCCCUGGGUCGGUUAUUGCGACAACAUGCGUGGGCUCGUCCGUGGCGAUGUCGACGCCCCACGCCCCGGUCAGCCUGAGAAAGGUGUUGACCACCAUGCCCGGCUCAACGGUGCAGGGCACGGCCAGCAGACUGCCCUCCCACAGCAGCUCUUCGUCCCCGUUCAAGGUCGUGGUGCCCUCGGGGUCAAAGCAGCCGGCCACCACUUACCUCCUCAAGGUGCCCGCGCAGGGCAAGCUCAGCAAGACUGCCUCCAUGUAGGAUGAGCGACCACCUAUAACGUGCCGUGUAGGCCUCUCGUGCAAUUUGUUUUAUCCUAAUCAUCAUCCCCACGGCUUGAACACUCCGGAGUCACAAAGUUUUGACGUGUGGGGGUGUUUCUGCGGAGAGCAGAACUAUACGUGGGAGUUUUGUGUUGUUUUUUCCCUGAAAAUUGUUUUAAAGGCUUUUUAAUUUCAUGUGAACUUAAGUUAUUGUAAAUAGCCCCCCUUUAUUUUUGUUUUUAGCUUUUUCUUUAAACUUGUUUUUUAUGUCGGUCUUUCGAGACUACUUCUUUCACUAGUGCCAUGAUUUCUUACAUACAGGAUUUUAACUAAUUGUAUGCAUUAUUUCUCAUCCUCUUCCUGCAUUACAAGGACGACAUGCUCUAAUGUUUCCAGUAUUAUUGAACUAUUUGAAAAUCAAUAGUCGAUGGCUAGCGAAGAGGAAUAAGGAUUGUUGUAUCCCUUUUAGCUUCGGUUCAUGAGUUAUGAUUGUGGAAGCACUUUCAAGCUGUGAUCAGCUUUGUUGUAUGACUUUUGUUACCCAUGACACUUUCACGGUUUCUCUCGGUUGAGAAACACGAGACUGAUAGAAAAACUCCUUUUUUCUCACGUUGAGCACCACAAUCAGAAUUGUAGGUGGGUGCUGUGGUUCGCUGUGUUUUCAAGCUGAAGUCUUUGGAUUAUGAAAAAGCUUUCAAUGUUUUAAAAGUUGUUUCUUUUACAUUUCUUUUUCUUGUGAAUAUGUAAAGAAAAUAUGAACUCUCAAAUUAACAUCAUCAUGUUACCCGGAAAUGGAAUUUGCUCCAGGUUUUUUUGGUGUUCUGAUUUCUUGAUGAAAUAACUAUAAGUAUAACUUGUACUGUAUGUAAAGAAAUAUCUUUAAAUAUAUUUAUGAAUGAUUGCUGCCUACUACUCUGGAGAAAGCAUUCAGGGGCAGGGAUAGUCCUGGUGGUUUAUAUUUAAGAGAGAAAACUUGGGACUGGGGUCUCUGUGAGAAGUGUGCUUUAAAAUACUCGAGUCAUUUAUUAUUUAUUGGAACGGUUGCCAGUCUGUGGGUGGGUGUGUCUGGUGUUAUGCUAAGAGAUAGUAAUUUAUGAUUUAUCUUGUAGUAUUAUGAUGGAUUAUUAUUAUAUUAUAACCCCUAGGGGGUGGUCCAUUUCCUGUGUGAGAUGGUGGUAGUAACAGGAUACAGCUUGCAAGAAGUUGCUGCUUGAAUUUGUGUGGAAGUGUGCUGACUUUUUCUGGAUAUAGAUGAAAUCUACCAUGGUUUUGUUUUAUUUUUCCUCUUGAGUGAGAUACCUGUUUAGCUAGCUGAAUAGCAGUUCAGUAUGUGAGGGUAAGUAAGACUUAGACUGUAAGGAUGCAGGUUGUUUUUAAAAAAACAAACAAAUCGAGAGAUGUUUAUCAAUGCAGUGAUAGACUGUUCAGUUUGCAUUCCAGUCGUUACAUUCAGGGGACUUUUUGUUCUGCGUAGAGUAAGUCUUUAGGACAUACUAUUAUAUUCAUUGUGUGUGCAGCUGGAAGUGGGUGCACUGAGAAUUUUGAUCUUCUCUUAAAAAUGUGGAGGCUAUGAUAGAGAUACUGUAGGCAAACAGUAAUUAUAAAUAAUUAUGUAGUUUCUUAGAUAUUCAGUGGACUAUUUUCAAUAAUUUUGCGUAUUGUACUUUCUGACAUAGUGACUGAAAUCCACAGCAUUCUCAUGUCGCAUCAUGAAUUACAUUGCAUUUCAAAGUUAGCCAUUUUUGUAUUACUUACUGACAGCAUUUAUUAAGAUGAUUGUAAUUAUCUUUAGUCCCAUUAACUCCGUUACUCAAAGAUUGAUGCAUAUCUCAUUGCUGUGUUUUUUACCUCCCUGUCAUCUCAAAGUCAAAGUUCCCAUACUACUUGCAGAGUGAUGAAUUUCCCAGAAUUGUUGUGUGUCUUCCCCCCUCACUGUGUGUGGUCAACUUUAGCUCGCGUCUGAGUGUGUCUGAUAGUAGUAUAGUAGUUUGACCAUUUUUGAUAAAACUUUUUGUUGACAGAUGGUUCUUGGGGAUGUCUCACAGAAAUUCCACAUUUAUGGCAAACCUGUGAUUCGUGUGUGCUUUCAACUUCUCACGAAAUGUCCAUGAUUUUAUUUUGCUUUCAUUCAACUCAUAAAAUCAUGAUUUCCCGGUCAUGCUUUCUUUUUUAUGAAGAAUUGAUUUGUCACGACAGGAGAAAGUUGUUAAGUUGUAUGAGCAACUGUGCCACCGAAAGACAAAUACUGUUCAAUAUGUUUUAUUAUAUUUUUUUUAAAGGGGAAGCGGUGUAGGCUUUUUUUCUGCUUAUUGGAGACCAGUGUUCUUUGCAACUCUGUAAAAUUUCGUUUUUAAAAAAAGGCUAACAAGAAAAGCGCGACAACAAAAAAAUCUCCCUCGUUGGAUUACUUUGACUACUUGACUACCUGUCCUAAACUAGGGGACAUAUUUGCCUGACUUUUCAGUUGGUUCCAUGAUGUAUGGUGUGUGAAAGCAGUUGCUUUUUUUUUUACCCCCACUGUAAAUAAGCAUUUAAUUUGAUAUUGUUAACUUUAGAAAACACAACAUUGAAAUUACCUGCAAAAUUAUCCGUGAAAAAAAAAAAAUUCUAUACAGCAUUAAUGCUGAAUACUGUCAGAGAUUCAUAUCAAUUACAAUUCACAAGAUUGUGUUGCCUGUUGCUGUCACAGAAAACAUUUCGUUUGAGCCCGGUGGGGGGGGGAUGAAGAUCUGAUUGACAGGACAAGUGUUUCACCUUCAAUGGUUGAGUCUUUCUACAGGGCUUUUUAAGACUAUUACAAAACAACUUUUAUUGCCGCUUUUCAAAUUCCACGAUUAUUUCUUUCUAUGCUCCCAUUCCGCUCCAUACCCUCCUCCGACUCAUUCUUUUAUGAUAUUGAUGGUGUUGUUGAGUGACUGCCCUUGUCAACUUGGUCCUUGGUGCCACCACACAUCAAGAGCUCUCGCCUGAAUAUACACAUCAUAUUGUAUAACGCGUGAUUCCACUUUCCUUCAGUUGCACUCUCUGUACUGGGUAUUUAGACGCUAUCUAUUUUAUGAAAAAGAUAUCUCUUCCUUUUCUAAUUACAUAAUUAGUGUUUUCUAUUUGUCGCACUAAGCUUCUGUAAAAUUGGGGGGAGGGGGUUGUUGUAUGUGAAAAAAACUAGUUUUUCUCAAGUGCAACAGUAUUUUCAUUCCCAACAACAGGUCUUUUUCACCCCUGGUUGUAAAUUAUUACUGUGUUGCAUUUCCAAUCAGGCUUGUGUUGCUUCUUGUAAUGUUUUGCAAUCAGUUGAAUAAGUGCUCACAAGAUUCUUACGUUGUGAGUUUAUAUAAAAGGAUUUCUUUUACAACUGGUUAGUCUGUUGAAGUGCUACUUUUCCACCUUAACCGUAUUAUUGAAAAGCACGUCUUUAGAACAUUUCAUUUGUUUCGGCGUGCUGGUGUGUGCGCAUGGCUCAGCAGAUGGGCAUGGUUGUUGGUUUUUAUUUAAUUUUAUUUUUUAAAACCUGUUUUGACGUGCCAUGCCUGUAUCAGUAGAGAGUGGUGGCGACUGUGUCAUGAAUUCUUGGAUGCUUUUUGUGUCCUGGUUGUGCAGGUCAAUGUUUGCCAACCUGACUGAGAUAUCGCUCCCACAAGUGGGCACUUUGGUAAUUUUGGAAGGCAGUGACAGAGGUAUUAUUCAAUGCCCUGCUUGGAAAUGCGUUUAGGUGGGCGGUACAAGAAUUCUAGUUUGCCUUGUAAAAUGAGGAGUUCAAAAGUAGGCGCUGGUUAGUAUAAAACAGGUUGACAGGCACUGAUUUAGGUGAAAGAUUGGACAGUGGAGGGAUGCCAAAUCUCUGUUUUUUCCCAGUUUUUUCAUCCGUUGGAAUUUUUACAUACACUUGCAAAGGAAAGGAGAGAGGUAAGAGAGGUUUUUGUUUGCUCAUUGAAAGACUUUACAAGGUUCAUUUUAGGUGAGAUGUGAUGCUCCACCACGUUCAGGUUAAAAA
Messenger RNA from Aplysia californica (California sea hare), 7231 nucleotides. Its product is annotated as transcription factor E2F8. Gene Ontology annotation, molecular function: RNA polymerase II cis-regulatory region sequence-specific DNA binding; DNA-binding transcription factor activity, RNA polymerase II-specific. Bases 122 to 3238 code for a protein of 1038 amino acids. Gene Ontology annotation, cellular component: RNA polymerase II transcription regulator complex. Gene Ontology annotation, biological process: regulation of transcription by RNA polymerase II. NCBI's taxonomy places the organism in Eukaryota, Metazoa, Mollusca, Gastropoda, Aplysiida, Aplysiidae. The transcript has 12 exons. The record is from RefSeq and is a predicted model, not a curated record.